Zingiber officinale is the source of this 1757-nucleotide messenger RNA. Its product is annotated as polygalacturonase At1g48100-like. Gene Ontology annotation, biological process: carbohydrate metabolic process. Gene Ontology annotation, molecular function: polygalacturonase activity. The coding region runs from base 93 to 1613 and encodes 506 amino acids. The record is from RefSeq and is a predicted model, not a curated record. The transcript is spliced from 7 exons. NCBI's taxonomy places the organism in Eukaryota, Viridiplantae, Streptophyta, Magnoliopsida, Zingiberales, Zingiberaceae.
AACCAGCUCAGUUCUUUCUUGCUCAAUCUCUCAAUUCUUCCCUCCUCCCUCACGUUUCUCAAAGCAAAGCAGGUAUAAUUAUAAACGAGAAGAUGAGUGAGGUUAGGAGGGGAUGCUUUGGGUUUCUCCUCCUGAUUUUGCUCUGCUCAAACUUUGAUGGGUGUGAAGGGAGGAAAGGAUGGCAUUGGAGGCACAGGCAGUCUCCCUCUUCUUCCCUGGCUAGGAAGAAGGGUAGAGGAAACAAUGGCGCCGGCAACGGCCAUAGCAGCGGGGGAGGUGGAGCAAGAGGUGGGGGACGUAGUGGUUAUCUGAGUCCAUUGCCACCGCCACCGCUGCCACCGCCUCCUAGUCCUAGCCCAUACCUGAAAAAUGGUUCUCAGGCAGCCCCAGCUGCAGCCAUGUUCGAUGUACUUGAUUUUGGAGCGAAGGGAGAUGGCGUCACAGAUGACACCAAGGCUUUUGAGGCUGCAUGGGCUACUGCUUGCAAGGUGGGUGGAUCAGUUAUGGUUGUUCCAGCAGAAUUUGAGUUCCUUGUCGGCCCUAUCUCCUUCUCUGGGCCUUAUUGUCAGACCAAUAUUGUUUUCCAGCUGGAUGGGAUGAUUAUUGCCCCGACUAAUGCCAAGUACUGGGGUUCAGGACUUCUAUGGUGGAUUGAGUUCUCAAAGCUGCAAGGCAUAACAAUUCAAGGCAGUGGAGUAAUAGAAGGGCGAGGCAGUGUCUGGUGGACAAACAAUGAGCCUGAUGUUGAUUCACAGAUAAAGGAGGAGCUAAGUCUGGUGCUGCCAAAGAUCAAACCAACGGCAUUAAGGUUCUAUGGGAGCUACAACGUUACAGUGAGGGGUAUCACAAUUCAAAACAGCCAACAGUGCCACCUCAAAUUUGACAACUGUGAAACUGUCCAAGUCUACAACAUGACAAUCGCUUCACCUGGCAAUAGCCUCAACACAGAUGGAAUCCAUCUGCAAAAUUCAAGAGAUGUUAUGAUCCAUCAUACCAACAUGAGCUGCGGUGAUGACUGUGUGUCUAUCCAAACGGGGUGCUCAAACAUUAACAUCCACAGUGUGACCUGUGGGCCUGGUCAUGGAAUCAGUAUCGGUGGCCUGGGAAGAGAUAACAGCAAAGCAUGUGUUUCCAACAUAACUGUAAGGGAUGUCAAUUUGCACAGCACAAUGACCGGUGUCAGAAUCAAGACCUGGCAGAUGUUGCACAUAUUGUCACAGGGCGGAUCAGGCUCAGUCCAGAACAUAAGAUUCUCAAACAUAAGAGUGACAGAGGUCCAGACUCCUAUUAUGAUCGACCAAUUUUAUUGUGAUCGAAGCUCUUGCAAGAACCAGACAUCUGCAGUUGGUCUGUCAGGCAUUGCAUAUGAGAAUAUCAAAGGGACUUACACAGUGAAACCAGUGCACUUUGCAUGCAGCGACGCCUCUCCAUGUUCAGACAUCACUUUAACCCAGGUUGAGCUUCAACCACUACAAGAGCACUAUCAUAUGUAUGAACCUUUCUGCUGGCAGACCUAUGGCGAACUGUAUACCCCAACCCUUCCUCCAGUUGUCUGCUUGCAAAAUGGAAAACCAACAAGUAACCAUAUCUUAUCUGACCAUGAUUUGUGCUGAUUCAACCUUGGUCGAUCGAGUUAGUAUAUAUAUUGAUGUACAUAUAUAUGUGUGUCGUUCUACUAGGUUGUCCAAUUAAUAGGCAUUGUUUUGUUAUAAGAAUAUAUAACAAUAGUUCAUUUCCUACUUAAUGAAUUUUAUAUA